This is a messenger RNA of Vitis riparia (riverbank grape), 1362 nucleotides long. RefSeq names its product cold shock protein 2-like. NCBI's taxonomy places the organism in Eukaryota, Viridiplantae, Streptophyta, Magnoliopsida, Vitales, Vitaceae. Bases 319 to 996 code for a protein of 225 amino acids. The transcript has a single exon. Gene Ontology annotation, molecular function: nucleic acid binding; zinc ion binding. The record is from RefSeq and is a predicted model, not a curated record.
GACCCGACUCAAAAGUGGUUUUUAGAAACGAAGACAAACCCCAAAUGGAUAAACCAGGGGACGCGUUUGAGCCGUGGAUUGAAUCCGACCGUUCGCUAACCGAUGCUUCACCGUCCGAUACAUAACCACCAGGGCCCAAUUCACUCAACACCCUCUAAAAGGCUUCGGCAUGGAAUUCAGAAGCGAAGAGUGAGAGAUACAGCCGAAGAAGCUUCUUGCCCAAUGGCUAAUCCUUUCCAAAAUCCGUGACAAAAGGAUUUUUGAAAGAGAAACUUCUGGAAUCUUCUACAACCCAGAUUUUGAAUUAUAGAAGCAUCAAUGGCGGAGUCCAAGAGAUCGACAGGGACGGUGAAGUGGUUUAGCGGUCAAAAAGGCUUCGGCUUCAUAGCUCCGGACGAUGGGGGCGAAGAUCUCUUCGUUCAUCAGACUUCCAUCCGAUCGGACGGAUUUCGGACCCUGUCCGAGGGUGAAACCGUGGAGUUCGCUGUCGAUCACGGCGAAGAUGGUCGGACGAAAGCCGUCGAGGUGACGGCUGUCCGUGGAUCUUACUCUUCAGGCGGUGGCGGUGGGAGGGGGUUUUCCGGUGGGAGAAGUAGGGGUGGUAGUUAUGGUCGAUACGGUGGCGGCGGUUAUGGUGGUGGUGGUGGUUAUGGUGGUGGUGGUGGUGGUUACGGAAGAGGUCUGAGGGGUGGUCGGAGAAGUGGCAGGACAGAUGACGGAUAUGGCGGCGGCGGGGCGUGUUAUAAUUGCGGCCGAAAUGGUCAUUUGGCCAGAGAUUGUUAUCAGGGCAGUGGUGGGGGGAGACGAGGAUACGGUGGCGGUGGUGGAUACUCUGCUGGUGCUGGCGGUGGUGGAUACUCUGCUGGUGCUGGCGGUGGUGGAUACUCUACUGGUGCUGGCGGUGGUGGAUACUCUUUUGGUGCUGGCGGUGGUGCAUGCUAUAACUGUGGAGAGGAAGGGCAUUUUGCGAGGGACUGCCCUAAUGGUCAGAAGUGACAAUGUGGGUUUACCUCUCUAAUAUAAUUUUUAUGUGGUUUGUGGUGAUUGUUUCGGGGAUGAAACCAGAGAAGACAAAUGGAUCAGCAGCGCUUGUCAUCAACAACUGUUUCUCCUUGUUGAGUUUCGGUCUUCCAUAUUUUUGGUAAAUUUGUUUGUAAUGUGGGUAAUUGUUUGCAUGAUAUAUAGUUUUUUCUCUUCCUUGUUCUUUGUUUUCCAUCCAUUGAUCAUCUUUACAUGUUCCUUGUGAUAUUUAGUGAAAAAGGCUCAAUAUUAAUUGAAUAUGUCUUGGCCACAAUCUACUUUUUCUUUUGCUGCUUGCAGUAGUUGUAUCAAAUAUUUACAUGUUUGAUGCUUUGUUUCUCA